AUGGUAGGACAUCUAUUUGUAGACAGUCAUUCGUUGGAGGCCAUCGAGAAGGUGGAUGGCAUGCAGAUCGGCGAGAAGACGGUGGGGGUGGGCGUGGGUCACUUCGUGAAGCGUUCCGAGCGUUCCUGGGGCGCCAACGGAGAGACGGACGCGGGUGACAAGCCCACCAUGAACACCUUCACGAACGUGUAUAUCAAGAACUUCCCUACUGAUUGGGAUGAGGAGAAAGUCAAGACCGAGUUUGGCAAGUGCGGCAAGAUCACCUCCGCGUUCCUCUCCGCCGACAACAAGGCACCGUUUCCGCGACGGCACCGGCGGAUGGUGGGGGGCCGCAAGUUCGCCUUCUUGAACUUCGAGACCCACGAGGAAGCGAAGAAGGCCAUUGAUGAGAUGCAUCAGAAGGACUUCCGCACGGAGGAGCAAAAGGAGGCCGACAAGGAGAAAGAGGAAGAGGAGAAAGACAACGCUGAAAAGAGCUACCUCCUCUAUGUGAACCGCGCGCAGAGUAAGACGGAGCGCGCUCUGGAGCUGAAGGAGAAGAUGCCAGCCAGGGAACCCGCUGGCCGAAGUCAGGGAGUGAACCUGUACAUCAAGAACUUGGACGAACAGACGGACGACGACUCCUUGCGCGGGCUCUUUGAGUCCUUCGGAAACAUCACCUCGGUCUGUGCCAUGAAGGAGCCCAGCGGCAAAUGCAAGGGCUUUGGCUUCGUGUGCUUCAGCAGCCCCGAUGAAGCCACGAAGGCCGUCACCGAGAUGCAUCUCAAGGUGGUCAAGGGAAAGCCGCUCUAUGUGGGCCUGGCCGAGAAUCGGGAUGUGCGCGCGGAGCGCCUCCGCCAGCGAUACUCCCCCGCCGGCGUGGGGAAGGGCAAGGGCAAGGGCAAGGGCGGUAUGGGGAUGUAUGGAAAUCCCAUGGGAGGGAUGGGAGGUGUGUCGAACGCGGAAAAGGCCGGUGUUUUCGAAGCCCAACAAGCACUGGACUCCUGGUUCUCUAUGGCUUUGGAAGGAGAGGAUGGGCCAGAAGGGCAAGGGCGGUAUGCCCAACAUGCCGAUGAACCCUCAGAUGAUGGGCACUGCACUCAGCCGGGCAUGCCCAGCCAGGGCCCGGCACAGGCUCCACCGGCCAACACGGGUGGAGGUCAACAGCUCACUGCGGCCGCGCUGGCUGCAGCCCCCCCACCGGCCACUGGGCAGUUCGGGGGGAAGAAGGGCCCCUGGGGACCGGUGGGGGUGGUGAGAGUGGACGUGUUCGGCAGUGGUGAGUGGAGCCAGUGGAGCUGGAGCGUUUGGGUCGUGCAGAAGCAGAUGAUUGGCGAGCGGCUUUUCCCCGCGAUCUCCAAGCACCAACCUGAGCUGGCUGGCAAGAUCACAGGCAUGAUGCUGGAGAUGGACAAUUCCGAGCUUUUAAUCCUCCUGGACAGCGAGCACCAACUCAAGGCGAAGGUCGAUGAGGCCAUGCGUGUCCUGGAGCAGGCCAAGUACCUUUGCCAGAACAACGUUCUCCUUCGGCCGAUGCGCGAGAUGCGUUGCGCAGAUGCGCGUAGUGCAUUGCGCGGAUCUUUGGAGCGGAUGUUUUUCAGAUGGCCCAAAAAGGCCAAAACCCAUCAGAGAAAAGCUGUCCAAACUCUUACCUGUAACUGUCGGUAA
Messenger RNA from Durusdinium trenchii, 1647 nucleotides. NCBI's taxonomy places the organism in Eukaryota, Dinophyceae, Suessiales, Symbiodiniaceae. The record is from the annotation of a GenBank genome assembly.